GGUGGUCCAGACAUUCAGUCCGUGUGUAGCCUACCUCACACGCACACAGCCUCCUCGCAUCAGUUGAAAGAAACCUGACUGCGCGACGGAUGCAGCGCACGAAGCUCCUGGUGUUCCACAUCUUUCAUUUGAAUCAUUUUUUUCGUGUAGGGUGUUUCCCGACACUAUUCUGUUUUGUAAAUGGUUUCUUAAGUGUGAAUACUCAUGGAUCUAUUGCGCAAGAAUAUUCCUCUUAUUCCUCCGCUAUCCCGAUGGCAGAAGCGGGGACAAAGCCGAGGAGCGUACCGGGGAUACUGCUUUAGUGGAAACCAGACCCGUUGUCUGUGAUUGGAAAAAUCGCACGGCUGCUACUUUUCUUUGCGAUUGACGGCAGUCCUUAAACACAGCCGUCAAUAAGGUAUAUGACUUGUCUCUGACCGCCGGCGUCUCAAUGAAGUGGCCCAGCCAUGCAAUGUUCCUGGAAGGCAGUGAUCCUGCUGGCCUUGGCCUCCAUCGCCAUCCAGUACACCGCCAUCCGGACUCUCACCUCCAAGCCCUUCCAGCUCUGCCCCGUGCCAAGCCCCCAGAACUGUGGCCUCCUGGGAGGCCCCGAGACAGAGUCCCCCAUAGAGGGGCGGGCCGGCUGCGACGAGUACCCCUACUUCAGCUUCAACGCCUCCCGUAAGACCCACAUCAUGGUGCUGGCUACAACGCGCAGCGGCUCCUCCUUCGUGGGCCAGCUGCUCAACCAGCAUGCUGACAUCUUCUACCUAUUCGAGCCCCUCUACCAUGUCCAGACCACUCUGAUCCCUCGGCUAUCUCACAGCCGCAACGCAGCCGACCGCAGGGUGAUGCUGGGUGCCAGUCGCGAUCUCCUGCGGAGCCUCUACGGCUGUGACCUCUACUUCCUAGAGAGUUACAUUAAGCCGGCGCCGGCCAACCACACCACGGACAAGCUGUUCCGUAGAGGGGCCAGCCGGGCGCUAUGCUCGCUGCCCGUGUGUGAUGCCUUUGGACCCACCGACGCCAAUGUAGAGGAGGGUGACUGCGUCAAGAAGUGUGCCUCCCUCAACAUGACCCUGGCGGCCGAUGCCUGCCGCGAGAAGCGCCAUGUGGCGAUCAAGGUUGUGCGUGUGCCGGAGAUCGGGGACCUGCGGGCGCUGGUGGAGGAUCCUCGGCUGAACAUCAAGGUUAUCCAGUUGGUGCGCGACCCUCGCGGGAUCCUGUCGUCGCGGAUCGAGACUUUCCGGGACACCUACCGUCUGUGGAGGAUCUGGAGGGCCACAGGGCGGAGGCCCUACAACCUGGACCUCAGCCAGCUGACGGUGGUUUGUGAGGACUUCCUCGGCUCUGUGUCCACAGGACUCAGCCACCCCCACUGGCUCAAAGGGAAGUAUAUGCUGGUGCGUUACGAGGAUCUGUCCAGGAACCCUCUGCUGAAGACCAUGGAGAUAUAUGACUUCCUGGGUCUGCCGAUGGACAAGAGUGUGGAGGAAUGGAUACAGACCAACACUAGGGGCAGCACCGAGCUGUCGGCUAAACACAAGUACGGUACGGUGAGGGACUCAGCGGCCAACGCCGAGAGCUGGCGCUUGAAACUGUCCUAUGACAUGGUGGAGUACACGCAGGCCACGUGUCACAAGGUUCUACAUCAGCUGGGCUAUAAGGCAGUAAAGUCAGCUGAGGAACUGAAAAACAUGUCACUCUCACUCGUGCAGGACAAAACUUUUGUACCUUUUUCCUAACAAAGAUAGUUCCCGGAUGACUAUUUUUUUUAUAUAUUUAUAAAUGUUGCCUUAUAAUUUUCAUGGGUUAUGUUUGUGUUUUUGUCUUUGAUUUCAAAUUUGCACUACAACUUAAGAAUUCUUAAAGUCAUCUAAGGGUGGGAGUUCACUUGUUGGUUUAGGAACAGCACAAAAUGUUUGAUUUAAAGAAAAAGAAACUAGAGAUAAACACCAGUUUACAAAUGUAAAUUCAACUCCCGAGGAUUUCAUAAUGAAGACCAUUGACUUUUACUUUCAGCCGUCUGAACUAAAUGCAAAGCACCGUCCUCAUAGAUUCCCUGUAUGCCAGCUGUUGCAUCAACACACACAGUGAAUGUUGCCAUUCUCUCUAAGGGGUGACUGAGUCCGCGUUGCAGGAGGACAACAGACUUUUAUAGGACUGGACAAGACCAACUGUGCAAUAAAUAGUGAAUGUUGCACUCAA
Oncorhynchus tshawytscha (Chinook salmon) is the source of this 2187-nucleotide messenger RNA. Its product is annotated as carbohydrate sulfotransferase 1-like. Lineage: Eukaryota; Metazoa; Chordata; Actinopteri; Salmoniformes; Salmonidae. The record is from RefSeq and is a predicted model, not a curated record. Gene Ontology annotation, cellular component: Golgi membrane. The coding region runs from base 447 to 1724 and encodes 425 amino acids. The transcript has 2 exons. Gene Ontology annotation, molecular function: keratan sulfotransferase activity; N-acetylglucosamine 6-O-sulfotransferase activity. Gene Ontology annotation, biological process: carbohydrate metabolic process; N-acetylglucosamine metabolic process; keratan sulfate proteoglycan metabolic process.